This is a messenger RNA of Aspergillus nidulans FGSC A4, 831 nucleotides long. Its product is annotated as bZIP transcription factor. Gene Ontology annotation, biological process: regulation of DNA-templated transcription. Lineage: Eukaryota; Fungi; Ascomycota; Eurotiomycetes; Eurotiales; Aspergillaceae. Gene Ontology annotation, molecular function: DNA-binding transcription factor activity. The coding region runs from base 1 to 831 and encodes 276 amino acids. The transcript is spliced from 2 exons. The record is from RefSeq and is a predicted model, not a curated record.
AUGCCGGCAAAGCACCAAACAGAAGAAGACCAAUUGUCGAAACAGGAUCCAACGGAGCGGCGGAGGUUGCAGAACCGUCUGUCGCAGCGGAACCACCGCCGAAAGAUCCGCGACCGCAUCGCUAAGCUCCAAGAGCGAGUCAUUGCCAGCGAGCUUCGUGCUGCCGCAACCCUGCACGGCUGGCACUCUACCCCUUGUAUCCCGUAUGAAGUCAAGCCAUCGCCCUCGUCUACCUCGUCAGCUUCCUCGUCGCUAUCACUGCCGCUAUGUUCCUCCUCCACUCCCACAGAGCUUCAGCGGCAGGCUUCGUGUAAUCUUAACCUAAACACAACCACCCAGAUGCCGUUUCACUCCACGGCCCGCUACGAGGAUGCAUCGGGGGGCGUCGGUUCGAUGACAACAAACGCAAGCGGCACGUCUAGUCCCACCGACCUUGUCGCUUCCGAUACGGUUGGAACCGGUGGAAUAUUAGGAACCGGAGCGGGAAUUGGGACUGGCCCUGAAUCCGGGCAAGCGUUUGGCCUUGGUCUUAAUACAAUGCAGUUGUGUGAACGGUGGGGGUUUCAGGGGUCAGUUUAUCUGACGACUGGUACUGUCCCCUCCUUUUCCGCGUCGAGCCUGACGCUAACGUGCGCAGAGACAUCCCUUCCACAGGUCAUGCAAACGCUUGGCCCAUCCUCUAACGCUAUCAUCCUGGUCCCAACUCCAGGGUAUCCCGCGGGUAGUGGGGGAAGUACGCUGGAGUAUGCGCAGGCCCAGGGUCUGGAUAUAGAUGGAUGCCAGUGCCAGACUAUGGGAUGGAUGAGCUGCCCGUUACACUCUAUGGGUUAG